Molecule: messenger RNA, 1470 nt
Organism: Oikopleura dioica
Lineage: Eukaryota; Metazoa; Chordata; Appendicularia; Copelata; Oikopleuridae
Source: the annotation of a GenBank genome assembly
AUGUCGCAGGUCGAGCCCGAUGUGAUCUGUCAUUCCAUGCUCAAGCGAGCAGUACAUGAUCAGGGGCCGCGCGGCGAGGCUGGCAAAAUUGCCGAAGAAGAGGGGAUCCCCUUCGCUUCAGUCAAAGUCCUCCGUCUCGACUUCCAAAAUAUCAUCAGAAUCGAGAAUCUAUGGCAAUUUACCAGUCUAACGAAGCUGCAGAUAGACAAUAAUAAGAUAGAGCGAAUUCAAGGGUUGGAAAAAUUAGUGAACCUCGUUUGGUUGGAUCUGUCUUUCAACAAAAUCAGCAAGAUCGAGGGACUCGAGCACAAUACGAAAAUCGUCGACUUGUCCCUCGCAAAUAAUCAAAUUGAGCGAAUUGAAAACUUGGACGGGCUCACGGAGCUCCAGACUCUUUCUCUUUCAAAUAACAACCUCACGGUUAUUAAUGAUGUAUUUUAUCUCAGGCCUAUUCGUUUCCCUGCGCUCCGAUCCUUGGCAUUGUGGGGCAAUCCUAUCGAACAAGACGAAGAAAACUACCCGCUAAUGUCACUGGCGAUUUUGAGCAACAUUUCCUUCCUCGACUUCAAGAUGGUCGACGACGCUCUCAGAGAAAAGGGCCUCGAAAAAUACGAAAUCAAGGUUCUGGAGACGAAAGACAACGAAAUCAAAGAAAUAAAAAUGCGCGAAAAAGCGGAGCAAGAAGCGAAAGAGAUUCAAGACAGAGUCAAUGCGUUCGUCAAUCACGUGCCGCAGCUCUUCGACCAAAUGUACGAAGAAGACGUGGACGGAAACAUCAUCAAUCAGAUUCCAGAAAUCAUGGAGGUCGUCGAAAAUUUCAAAGAAUCAAUCAACAAAGUCUGCGACACGAUCGUUCAAGAGGGACUCGUCAGGCUCAAGACCAGAACUGCGGAAAUCGACGACUUGUUGGAAUCGAGAAAGGCCGCCAUCGAUAAUGCUAACAAAAAGGCUACACUUCUUGUCGACGAAUUCCUUGCACUUCAGAUCGACGAGCUGGACUGGGAAUUGAUGGAGAUCGAAGUGACACUCAACGAAAAAAUAGACGAAACCAUCAAAGAGUUCGAGCGAUAUUUCAGCGACAUGUGCGCCAGUUUUUUGGAGUACACAUCCGGCCAGUACACCAAGAUCAGAGAGAUCCAGGCGCUGCACAACGAGCGAAUGCAGGAAGACUCACAAGUUCAGCUCGAGCGGUUUAUCAAAAACGAUGUUCCUGACGAUUUCUCCGAAGAAGUUCGAAUGCGAUUCGUUGACAAAGAGACAGUAACAAAUGCUCUUGCCUCCUCUCAUGAUGCUCACAUGCUCGCGAUUGAUACCUCAGAAGAUACGCUCAACGCGCAAGUUAAUGCUAAACGUGAAUCUUUUAUGAAAUGGAUCCAAGACACCGAGCUGACCAGAUCUCGCUGCCGUUACAAAGAGAUUGCGAACUUGCUGGACCACUUCAGAGAGGAACUAUUCAAUUUGGAAGACUGA